AUGAUUAUUCUCGCUUUUUUAAAUUUUUGUAGCAUUAACUGCAUUCCUUUUAGCUUUACUGCAUAAAAUCCAUAUCUUCUUAUUGAAACUUUUAGUGAAACUUGGACAGAGAUGAAGAUAGAAGUAGCCGAAAAUUUUUUAAUUCAAAGUUCACUAUAGAAAAACUAUACUUAAUAUUUACAAAUGUAUUAUUUAGUUGAAGUUGGUAAGCAAUAUGAUUUAGACAUUUAUAUUUAUCCUGAAGACAAAUAUAAAAUUACUUAAGUAGAAACAAGGGAUUGUCCCAAUAAUUGCUCUUAAAAUGGUUUAUGUUAAAAGUUAGAAUGCCAAUGUUUUGAAUAAACAGCAGGGUAUGAAAUGGAUAUAUUAUUAUUAGGGAUAGAUGUUAAUAUUAAAUUGAGUCUAUUUAUGAUUAAAGUAUAUAUCAAUUCGAAAUGAUACCUUUUUAAAGUAAAAUCCUUGCUAUUUAUUUGCAAUAGAAUGAGAUUAUCGAUUAUUAGUAGUAUUAAUUUUUAUGAAAAUUGAGGUAGAUAAGAAACAUCAGGGUAGUAGCAAGUCCUUCAAUAAAUGUAACGAUUUAUUUUUUAUUUCCAUUUGAAAUACCUUACAAAUCAUUAAAAGAUAAUAAAUUAAUUUUUGAUGGAGUAAUUAAUCAUGAAGGAUAAGAGAUAGAUUUUUCUGAUAAGUUUGCAUCUUAUCAUAUAAAGACAGCUAAUUAUUCUUUCAUUUUUUUAUUCUAAAACCCUUACUUUUAAACAUUAAAUUUUUCACUUGAAUUUAUGAUGAUAGAUAAUGAUUCUUCAUUUUAAGAUUUCGUACUAGUUAUAAUAUUAAGCAUUGUUUCAUUUAUUAUCUUACUUGUUAUAAUCUAUAUAGUUAAAAAGCGAUGUUAAUAUAUGUAGGAGAAUAAAUAAAAAGGAAAUGAGACCUUGAAUUCAUAAAAAGGUUUAUUACAUUUAAUGGGAGUAGUGGAUCCAGCAAAAGAUCAAGAAUGCAUUAUAUGUUUAGAUUUGUUAGAUUAAAAGAAAUGUAGAAUAACACCAUGUAAACACACAUUACAUGAAGUUUGUUUAAAUUAAUGGUUAUAAAAAUAAUAAAAUUGUCCAAUCUGCAGAGAAGCGUUUGUUGAUGAAGAUGGCUAUCCAAAAUAUGUAAAAACUAGAAAUUAAACGACAACAUUUUUAAAUCAUCAAAUAUCAUAAUAUGGAAUUCAGUGA
Messenger RNA from Paramecium sonneborni, 1217 nucleotides. Lineage: Eukaryota; Ciliophora; Oligohymenophorea; Peniculida; Parameciidae. The record is from the annotation of a GenBank genome assembly.